AUGAAUCCAAUAGAACAUCUCUGGACUCACCUAAAAACAAGAAUAAGGGAAAGACAGCCAAAAAACAUUGAUGAGUUAAAAAGGAUAACGCAUGAAGAAUGGGACAGGAUUGAUCCGGAUUUCUGCAAAAAGUUGGUCGAAAGUACGCCAGAUCGAGCUGAAGCCCUUUAUAAAGCAAAGGAAAUCAAAGAAGCCAAGUAUUAUGGAAUCACUGUGGAUUCUACACCUGACGUUAGCCAUACGGAUCAACUCUCCAUAGUUAUUAGAUAUGUCUCAAAAACUGGAGAUAUAUAUGAAAGAUUUUUGAUGUUUGUUAAAACAGAAAAACAUGAUGCCAAGUAUCUUUUUGACACUCUAAUUUCAGUUUUAGAAAAUCAGGGAAUAGACCCAAAAUUUUGCAGAUGUCAGUCUUAUGACAAUGCGGCUAAUAUGAGCGGAGUGUAUUCGGGAGUACAAACUAGAUUUAGGGAAAUCAACAGCGCAGCCACUUGGGUACCAUGUGGAGCUCAUAGUCUUAAUCUAGUUGGCACAGCGGCGGCAGAAAGCUGCUUAGAAGCUAGACCAGAUGGUCAGCACGUUGAGGCUGUAAAAACAUUAUGUGCCCAUUAUGAUGAUAUACGUGGGUAUUCUUACAAUAUUUCAACUAGUGAAGGUAUGAAACCUACAACAGUGAUUGAGGCACAAACCUUAAUCCAUCAAAUGAAUACUUUGGAGAUGGUAUUACUCACAGUUAUUUGGGAAGAUCUACUAAAACACGUCGAUAUUGUAAAUAAAUCUCUUCAAGAACCUGGCAUCGAGUUUUAA
Stegodyphus dumicola is the source of this 804-nucleotide messenger RNA. Its product is annotated as zinc finger MYM-type protein 1-like. Gene Ontology annotation, molecular function: protein dimerization activity. The record is from RefSeq and is a predicted model, not a curated record. Lineage: Eukaryota; Metazoa; Arthropoda; Arachnida; Araneae; Eresidae.